UCGAAGCUUCUUCGGAGCCGGAGGCGCUCCGCUGGAUAAAAGCGGCUGUUCAGACAGACCCGUCGAGUGAUUAAAGCACCAUGAAACCCCAAUACCACUCUCGCAAGGAACCCAGACGAGACGCUGCAGAAAGAGGAGCUGAGCCCAAGAGAGAGGCUUCUGCAGUGGGGACAUCCAGGAGCGCCACAGCUGGGGAUCCUCACAGUUCAGCACAGAAAAAUCCAGGCACUGCUUUCCCCAGCCCGCGGCAAAGCUGCCUGAAGAAACCGGGCGGUCAUUCUCAGCUGCUGGCGCUCCCCGUGAGGAGGAAACCAUGCCUGCCGGUCGCCCCACACUGGAAGGGGGCCAUGUACAGGUGGCCGCUUGUCAAGUACACUGCACCCCUGCCUGACAGGGACUGUCUGCGUCUCAGGGGCCUGGGCAGGAGAGCAGCAAGCAGACACACGGCUCAUAUGCUGCCCCCUGUCUCCAAGAGGGUCACCUUUGCUGUCCCCGAAGCCACGUGGUGCUGCGUGCCGGUGCCUGAGCUGCCCGUGCCCGCAAGAGAGAGGCCAGCCAUGUCCCUGAAACUCAGCUCGCCCUCCCCUGCCCGCACUCUCCAGACUGCAGCCCGUGCCCAGACACAGACGCCCAAACAGCCUCAUGCCCCGAGCUCCAUGGUCAAGCAGGUUGCGUCUGGUAGAACCAAGCAUGCCAGGUGCACCCCGAUCCCAUCUCCCCCUCCUCCACCCACCGUUCUCCAUCAUUCCUCCCCUUCGGCUGGAGCCAGAGCUGCCCCCUGCCACCGUCCUCCCCAGGCCUGCAGACCUCCAGCCCUGCAGAGGCUCCUUGACAAGAACACCAAGGAAGAAGGGGGGUUGGGGUACAGCCCAUCUCGCUCUGUCAGGACUCUCCAGCUAUGUAGCCCCAGCUCCGAGUCCCCAUCCCCUUCCUCUUCCUCAUCAGGGUCACCCCCUUCCGAUGGGGCCCCCACUUCCUUCCGCCGCUCUCUGGGUCACAAGCGGCGUCGGCCCAUCCCUGGAUACCGGACGCGGCGAUACCUGGACAAUCUGGAGUGGUAUCGAACCCUGCGCAGAGAGAAGAAGCUGAGGGAGGCCCGGCGGCUCCUUCAACAGCUGUGCUCGCAGGAGUCUAAGCCACCCACAGGUGCCUGCUCUUCUAAUGCAGGGUCCCUCCCUGGCACACCACAGCAAAAGCUGUCAAUGGCAGUCCAAACAGCGUAUCCUUCCACGUCCUCUUCCUGUCCUGUGCCCCUACCCUGUGGGCUCCCAAUCCGAGAUGGGACCGGUAUAGUGAGAAAGGGAAUUUUGCUGGAUACUAGCACAGGCGGGAAGCGAAAGAGGGUCCGCCCACAGUCUGCAGGUCUGGCUCAGUCCAGAAGCGCCAAGGCAGCCCGGAGAUCCUGGUCCCGCCGGCUAGUCAGCAGUAGUGAAGACUCCCUGUCUGAUGGCAGCCCCACCACUGAGCACGCGUCCAUCCAAGCAGACCCAGCAGCUCCAAAAUCGCCUCUCAGCAAGUCAGCUAAAACUAGAACUUCAGCCACUGACCCAACUGCAGAUGCACAGAACACCCAAACUAGGAAGAAAUUGCCAUCCGCUAAGAACGCUACUGUAAGUAAGAGAACUCAAGGCGCUAGGAGCCCUCCAACCACUGCCAAUACCCGAGACACUAAGAAGCUGCAAGUCACAAAGCACUCUCCAAACACUAAGACAUCAUCGGGCACAAAGAUUACUCCAGCUACUAAGAUUAUUUUAAUCACUAAAACUGCUUCUGAACUUUCUCCAGUCAGUAUGAAUUCUCCAGUGACUAAGAAUAUGUCAGUUGCUAAGAAUACUCUAACCGCUAGGUUUACUCCAGAUAUUAAGAAUACUCCAACCACUAAAAACACUACCGUCACUACAAAUUCAGUCUCUUCUGAAAUUUCAACAGUCACUAAGAAUAUUACAGUCACUAAAGCUUCUUCAGCCUCUAAAAUGUCUCUGGUCACAAAGAACAUUAUAGCUACAAAAAAUUCUCCAGCCUCAAAAAUGUCUCCAGACACUAAGAAUACUACAGCCACUGAAAAAUCUCCGGCCUCUACAAUUUCAACAGACACUAAGAAUUCUACAGCCACUAAAAUUUCUCCAGCCUCUAAAAUGUCUCCUGUCACUAAGAAUACUACAGCCUCUAAAAAUUCAAAAGCCUCUAAAUUUUCUCCAGAAACUAUGAAUACUAGAGUUAUUAAAACUUCUCCAGCCUCUAAAAUUUCUCCUGUCACUACGAAUGUUACAGCCACUAAAACUUCUACAGCCUCUAAAAUUUCUCCUGUCACUACGAAUGUUACUGCCACUAAAACUUCUCCGACCAUUAGAAUUUCUCUGGUUACAAAGAAUACUACAGUCAUUAAAAAUUCUCCAGCCUCUAUGGCCAGCCAGGCUCACCUGAGCUGCUCCACGCAGUGCUGCACGCCAUGGCUGGAGUGGUGGGCACACGUAAAGCUUUCUGUCAGACUGCCUGUGAGGGACUGCAUUCUGGGACAGACAGACAGCAUAACGUGGCCUCUCUCCUACAUCACCCCUCGACCCCUGGCUGCCCUCAAACGCAGGGAGUUGCAGGUGGCACCCCGGCACAAGAGAAGGCAGUGUUCACUGCCCAAACCACAAGUAUUGGAAGAGGAGAGGAAGCUGCAGAGGCUGAUCCUGGAGCUACAGGAGGUCACCCAGGAGCAGGAGAGAGAGGGGAGCCAGGGGGACCAUGACUUCACAGGGUCCCCUUCUCAACCCUUCAGUCUUAACUCUGGUUCCCAAGGGACACAUAAAGAUGGCGCACAAGGCGAUGGACCCUACAGGCUGCCUGAGGUCAACUUGACCAAUGUGUUCAAGUUCUUGGCAGUGUGUGGUGUAGUGAACCCUGGCUGGCUGGACAACCGAGGUCUGAUGCAAUUGGUGGUGUUGGUGAUGAGGGUGGGGCUGGAUAGAGGAUUCUGCGGCCACGCCCAUUUGGAGCUCAAGCACCUCCUAUUGGUACUGCUGCAUAACCUUGGAGACUGGAGGACACAGCUGCCGGAGCUGUGUCUGACCCUGGCUGAUCUCUCCAAGCACCAUCACACCCUUCUGUGGCUUGUACAACUCCUGCCAGACUGCCGGGAGAGAUGGAGGCAGCUGCGCAGGCACCUCAGCUUGGCCAUCAUGUCCAAACUGCUGGGCAUGCAGAAACAGCCAGGACCCCUGCCCAGACAUUCCCAGCUUGCAGCCCUGUGUCCUCUCCUGGUCCUAAUGAAGCCAGCUGUGCUGCAGGAGCAGCUGAGAGCCCAGCGGAGACUGGCCCAGCUGCCCCCACUAUCCCCUGACACUCUGGACCUGCAGGCUCACUACCUGUGCCACAGUCUGCUGGCACUGGCUGGCAUCAUCGUGGGAGCACACAACCUGCCCAGCAAACAGUGGGGUGACCUGCAGCAGCUGUGCUACCUGCUGGAGCGCUAUGUGCUGGCUGGGAUCCGGGAGCAUGGACACUUCCUGUAUCGGAGUGUUGUGAAGGACCGUGCUGCUCGCUUGCACGUCAUCUGGCUCCGCCUGCUAUACACGAACAUGCCUCCGCAGCUCCAGUAUCUGAAUGACCAAGAACAGCCUGAAGAGAGGAGCUCAGACUGCAAAACCAGGCCAGACGUGGAAAUACUAUAGGGGGGAGCACUAACCCAGCUGCCCCCCACUUGACUGAUCCAGCUCGCAGAGCCUCGACCAUAAUCGGGAUAACAUCUGGACUAGUAUCUUCAGCAACAACAGCUGACCCUGGUAUCUCGCCUUGCUUCGGCCUCUAAGACAGAGAAUUCCAUAAUUCCAUACUCUCUACCCUGGUCUCCCAUUUACCGAAAACCUACUGUGUAGUUUUAAUGACAAAACUAGGAAAAGAUAACACAGGUGUGGAAAGGUCAAACUCUAGAUUUAAUUUUAAAUGAAUGCUCUUUUAUACUUUGAAACAGUUAAUUCUGCACUGUCCCAUAAAGUGAGCUGUCCUGGUAGAAGAGUCUCUGCCCUGGGAUUGCUAACUGUUAGUCAGUCACUGCCUGAGAUAUGCUUGCUUCUACUGCUUCUACUCCUCUUACCCAGACCCUGGGCUCUCUCCUUGGCCUGGAUUCAGACUGUCAGGUUCCAGAGGCCUGGUGACCCUGGCUUGGAGAUGCAGGGAGAGUUGGGGUCAAUGUCAAUUUCAAGGAGACCUGCGCCCCACUUUUCACGUAGACCAGGCUACGCCUUCCCCAAACUGAAGCUCAAUAGCCUGUCCCUUCUCUCUUACUCAAUCCCUCACUUGCUCUCUUCUCUCUCCCUUUUUCAUCUUCUUUAGCUUCAAUAGUAGUUGAUUUGUUGAUACUUAAGCUCAAGAACCUCUUUGUGCCUUUAACUUGAUCUUACCUAUGUAUAUUUCCACUACAGAGAAUGAAAAAUAAAUCAUUUUGCUUGUA
This is a messenger RNA of Lepisosteus oculatus (spotted gar), 4438 nucleotides long. The record is from RefSeq and is a predicted model, not a curated record. Lineage: Eukaryota; Metazoa; Chordata; Actinopteri; Semionotiformes; Lepisosteidae.